Molecule: messenger RNA, 306 nt
Organism: Pyricularia grisea
Lineage: Eukaryota; Fungi; Ascomycota; Sordariomycetes; Magnaporthales; Pyriculariaceae
Exons: 1
Coding region: 1-306 (101 amino acids)
Source: RefSeq, a predicted model, not a curated record
AUGGUUGUUGGCAAGAAAAAGUCCAACCAGCGAUUCCAAGAUUUCCUUCGGGCCAUCCGGGAGAGCGAGUCCAUGAUCACCAACGACGUCGGCGACAUCGGCCCCUCCUCGGUCGGUACUUCCGACGACAUCCAAGGUCAAAUCGCGGAACAAAUUACUCGGAUCACCUACGACAUGGAGAACUCGAAGUAUACAGGGGCUAUGUCCGACAUGUUUGAUGGUGUCCAGAACAACUUUAAUCAGUUUUUCGGUCAAUUCGCACAAACCAAUGACCAGCUGCGCCGUAUGUGUGGUGUCCCGGAGUGA